This is a messenger RNA of Perca fluviatilis (European perch), 5052 nucleotides long. RefSeq names its product RNA-binding motif, single-stranded-interacting protein 2-like. Gene Ontology annotation, cellular component: cytosol; ribonucleoprotein complex. The record is from RefSeq and is a predicted model, not a curated record. Lineage: Eukaryota; Metazoa; Chordata; Actinopteri; Perciformes; Percidae. The transcript has 14 exons. The coding region runs from base 94 to 1290 and encodes 398 amino acids. Gene Ontology annotation, molecular function: mRNA binding.
AGCAGCAGGACUCCAGGCACUCACUUCCCCAGCUGCUGACGUCAGCUGGCAGCCUGGGCUGUGUUCGCCGCUCCGGACAUAGCGCCGAGAAAAAUGCUGCUCUCCGUACCGCCAAGGGCAGGAAUCAACCCAUACAACGGCUAUAACAGCAGAAACAGCAAAAAGCAGGCCUAUGUGUCCUCCGGCCACCAAAUGGCGCCCCCCAGUCCAAACACCAACAGUAGUAGCAACAGCAGUGGGGGAGGGGAACAGCUGAGUAAAACUAACCUGUACAUCCGCGGCCUCCAUCCGGGGACCACAGACCAAGACCUGGUCAAGCUCUGCCAACCGUAUGGCAAGAUUGUUUCGACCAAGGCCAUCUUGGAUAAAACCACCAACAAAUGUAAAGGCUAUGGCUUUGUGGACUUUGACAGCCCAGCAGCAGCACAGAAAGCAGUUACAGCUCUGAAGUCCAGUGGGGUCCAGGCUCAGAUGGCCAAACAACAAGAGCAGGACCCCACCAACCUCUACAUCUCCAACCUACCACUGUCUAUGGAUGAGCAAGAGCUGGAGAGCAUGCUCAAGUCAUUUGGCCAGGUCAUUUCCACACGCAUCCUCCGAGAUGCUAACGGGACAAGCCGCGGUGUGGGAUUUGCCAGAAUGGAAUCCACGGAGAAGUGUGAGGCCAUAAUUCAGCAUUUCAAUGGCAAAUUCAUCAAGACUCCACCAGGAGUGCCUGUGCCCACUGAGCCCUUAUUAUGUAAGUUUGCAGACGGAGGUCAGAAGAAGAGGCAGAACCAGGGGAAGUACCUCCAUAAUGGAAGGCCCUGGGGUAGAGAUGGAGAUACGGGAGGAAUGACGCUUGCGUAUGACCCCACGGCCUUACAAAAUGGCUUUUACUCCUCACCCUACAGUCUGGCUCCAAACCGAAUGAUCGCCCAGACUUCCCUCUCACCCUACAUGCAUUCUCCUGUCUCAUCCUACCAGGUACACAACCCGUCCUGGAUGCACCAUCAGUCAUACCUCAUGCAGCCAGCUGGUACAGUUCUUACCCCAACAAUGGAUCAUGCCAUGUCCAUCCAGCCCACGUCCAUGAUGGGACCUCUCGCCCAGCAGCUAAGCCACAUGUCCCUGGGCAGCACGGGCACAUAUAUUCCGGCCAACACAACUAUGCAGGGGACCUACAUCCCCCAGUACACCCCAGUGCCUCCCUCCAGUGUCCCAGUAGAGGAGAAUGGUGGUCAACAGCAACAGGUUGCCAUGGAGUCUCCCGCAGAGCACACAAACUACUCGUACCAACACACCAAGUGAAGCUAAGCUCCCAGCAGGGUGGGGCUGAGAGCACACGAUGAAUCCAACCAAACAGGAUUCAGCUGGAAGAGAACUGUGCUCCAUACCAUCACCAAGCACCCAGACUUGAACACGGAUAAUAAAAGGAACGUGUGUGUGUGUGUUUGUUUGUUUGUUUGUCCGUGUGUGUGUGUGUGUGUGUGUGUGUGUGUGUGUGUGUUGUGUGUGUGUCUUUAUUUUUUUUUUUUUUAAGAAAAAGGACAACAAUUACGUUAUUGGACUUUCCUGCUCACAUCCUUAAGAGUUGAUCAACCAAAGGUGGGAAUCUUCUUCACAGAAGCUUUAAUCUAUUUUGAUAACUGAAAAAAGGAACAUAACAAGAAGUUUAAAAGGAAACUAAGAAAAAAAAAACUUAAGAGAGGAGGAAAAGACACAGAGCAUUAUUUUUGUGCACGUAAUAUAAAAAAAUCUUAUUUUUAAAAGAAAAACGCAUUCUGUACGUUUCAGGGUGAUUCAAGGAAAAGUUGAAACACAAUGUGUCUUUUUAUUUUUUUGUAAAAUAUGCAAACUUUUAUUUUUAUUUCCUGAUGUUUGUUGUUUGACGUUCUAUUUGCAGCAGCGGGGGCAACAAUUUGUACAGAUUUAAAAACGUUGUGUCGAGUCAUUGUAACCGUGGGGAGGCAAACCGUUUAAAGCUACUUCUUCCUGUAACUGCUGCAGAGAUUUCUAUUCAUGCACAGACGAUAAUAACAUUGUUUAUAGUUAAGUCUAAUUCUUUCUUCUUUUUUUUAAAUUAACAUUCUUCCAUAAGUGAACAAAAGACAAUCAAUUAUUUUUAUUUAUAUUUGAAUUAUAGUUCUAUUUUUUUAGACUUUUUAGAUCAUUGAAACAUACAUUUAUAGAAAAGAAGUUAUUUAAUACUGUAGUCUAUCAAGACAUGAAACUGACCUUAGCCGACGCAUUAAUGAUAAGCUCUAAUAUUUGGAAAAUUCUUCUGUCGUAGUUUGGAUUCAGUUCAAGUCCCGUAUGCACCAUCACAAAUGGCACCUGUUCAUACUACUAGUCGCCCUGUUUUGUUAUAUUGUAACUCCAUGUUACACCCAUGUCCAUGAGAAGUGGUUUUAAGCGGUUUUGCUGUGGCAAACCUUCAGGUAUCAUUAAAUUCAUCCUCUGUCGAAGGGAUGAAGUGAAACGUGCUUUAGAUCUGAGCAGUUAAAUUACUUACUGAAAGAUUAUGUGUACAAAGAGCAAUGCAGUUACUAAAUUAAGAUAUAGUUUAUCAAACGCAAUGAGGGAAAUCAAAUAGAGGACUAACACGAUCCCUGAGAAUAAUUAGUAUGAAAGGAAAGGGAGCUGUAAGAAAGUUAAAUGUUUCUGUUUUUCUUUUGUUUGUCACUUGAAAACCUUUUUGAGCUAACUUGCCCUAUUUUUGAUGAAUUUAUCUUUGAAGUAGAAUUUAGCUGUAGGUUUUACCUUUUUUUUUUUUUUUUACAGAGAGUAGAUGUUAGAUUUUUCUCUGCGUAUGGAUUGAUGCUGUUUUCUUGUGCUUGUUUUCACACAAAUUUCUGCUCCAAACCUUGUGUCGUCUGUCCUCAUAUUGCAUCGGGCCUGUUUUUAGAAAGCCUUUAGUAGCGGAGAGUUGAACCAAACAAAGACUUCAUUUAGUGCUGAUCCAAAAGAUUUUUACUGAUGCUGCAUCAGUGUUGCAGCUCAGAGGAUUCUUGAACACAAGCCCUUUUCAGAGUAGAGCUCAUGUCACCACAUACGGUGCAUUCCAAUAUGUUGAACUUUAAUUUAUGCAGACAUCAAAAACUGUAGAUAUGUAGAUAAUAGAAAUAAUGGUUUCACAAAGGACUGCUCACUAGACCAUGGAAGUGCCAUUAAAGAUGAUUAUAACAGCCUUUAGUGAGGCAGCAAGUCUGAAUGAAUUUAGGAGUGAUCCAAAAUUCAGCAAAAACACUUUUUAGCUAAGCCUUAAUGUUUUUUCUCUGAAUGAACUGCCUCUCUGAUCUCUCAUAGGAUUGACACUAAGUUGUAUAUACUACGGAAAUGGCAACAGGCUUGUUUGAAUGCCAUCGAGUUAGUCACCACAUCAGUGGAGUUAGCUGGGUUACGGGGAGCUUUUCUUCCCGAUCUUCAACCAUCCGUGUAAAAACGUCUUUCUUAAGGCUCAAGGUUUGAUGAUUGGGUUUCUAACUCUUUAAAUUUUUUUUUCUUCACAUGAACACUUUUUGCCGUGUGUUUCUGUUGUUUUAUUUCCACAACCAAAGAUGUUGCAGCCACCCAUCUUUUAUCUCUCUGUCACAGAGCUCUCAUUCAUAGACGAUCAUGCGUUGCGUGUAGCUGGAUAAAAUGCCCUUUUUCUGCUUCUGACAGAUUAAGAAAAAUUUAAAAGAUUGCAGUAAGGGUGAAUAUUCCACAUUAUGACCCCAGUUAAAGGCUUUGUGAGAACUUACAUGUAAAUGAUCUGGUUUUGUUGACGUGUGUUAGUUAAGCUGAGUUUCCCUCAGUGUACGUAUUGAAGUGUUGGUGCAUAUUUAAACAGACUCAUUAUGAACUUCAUUGGCCGCAGCAGACACCCAGGAGAAAUCCGGAGCUUUUCUGAGGGGGGAGAGUUUGUUUUUUUUCGACACGAGAGCUAAUUUUGUAAAUAGUCUUUUUUUCCACUUACUCUGUACACCAUUUUGUUUGUUUCUUCUUGUGUGUGUUUUUUGUUGUUGAUUUUUUAAUUGAUUUAUAACCUGUCCAGAUAACACAGUGACUAGCAAGUUUGUCAGAUUCAGUGCACCAUGAAGGAAAAUGUCAUGGAUAUUGUUUAUAUGUUCAGAUAAAUGAUAUUCCAUGUAUUAGCCAUCACUUUUAAUACAAAAACAGGAUUUUGAAACUAUGAAAUGACCACUUGUUACAAUACAGUGUUUAUUUUUUAUUUUUUUUUAUUUUAUUUUUCACAAACAGUGUCAGUAGAGAUAAUAUUACAGGAAGUGAUUAUUCUCCAAAAUGAUUGUGCACCAUUACAAUAAUAGAAACUUAAGUUACAUUUAAGCUGUGGGAAUACACACAACAGUGUGCUCUAUAGACAGUACACAUUUGAAGAAGAAAAAAUCUCCUUGCACCUAUUGUUUUGAGUCCACACCAAUUUGAAAAUGCUCUUUUCGUCCAUCCUAAUGCAGAUUAGAUGGCUUAUUUCAUAGCUUCAAAAUGUUUUGCUGCUAAAACAGGAUUUCCAAACAGGAUGUUAGAUGUUGCCCAGUCUGGAUUUUCAAAAUGUCCCCUUUUAAUUUGGUUGAUACAGAGUAUCCCUCAUUUGUUCAGUUUUAGUAACUGCAUGAUACUAAUAAACAGAAAUUAUUUUUGCUAUUGUUUUAUUAAUGUGCAGUUCAAAUAGUUAUAUUUUACAUGAUUAAAACUCAGAAAUGUUGUCUUAAAGCGACAUUUUUGAACAUAAAAUAAUAAAACUUGUUGCUCUACACUGUAUGAACCAAGUUUGUGUGAAUCCCAUUUUGAAAAUCUGAUGGGCUCAUCUCACUCUCUGCUUGUGAACAGUUUUCUUAUUUAUACAAGAACUCAUUUUGUACAGUUUUGUUAAGAGGAAAUAGGUUUUGAUAUUUGGUUAUUUUGCAAAGCCACUUGGCUACUUUUGUCUUCCUGUGCCACAGUUGCUAAAUUGUCUGUAACUUGUGUUUUUUUAUUGAUUGAGAUAAGGUUUUCCUUCUUUCUUGGUUUUCUCUUUGAAUUUUAAUAUGUCAAUUUUUCUUUUCUUUUUUAAUAAAAGCCUUGUUUCAA